AUGGUGGAGACGUACUAUUUAGUAAAUGGCAUUCCUUAUUUGGGGAAGACUGGUCACCCGAAAACGGAGUCAUCAGGGGAAUUUUUUUUUCGAAAAGUUACCGAGACAAUUCACGGUACUGAUCGGUCGGUUACGUGCGAUAAUUGGUUUACAAGUGUUCCUCUAUUGAAAACCAUGUACGUACCUCCGUACAAUAUGAAGAUUACUGGUACAAUUCGCAAGAAUAAACCAGAUAUCCCUAAUCAAAUGAAGAUUGGUUCAAGGGAGGUUCCAGCAUCGUCAUUUUGCCACAGCGGAGACGUAACUUUGGUCAGCUACAAGCCGAACAAGAACAAAAUUAUUCUACUUGUUAGCACUAAAAUGACGAAGUUUAACAUUGGAGAAGCAAGGAAACCAGAAAUGGUUUUAUUUUACAAUAAGACGAAAGGUGGUACCGACACUUUCGAUAAACUUUGUCAUGCGUACACUACAGCCCGAGCAACAAAUCGCUGGCCGAUGAGGUUUUUCUUUGGUAUGCACGGGCUUCUGAGACAGACCAGGGAUUCUGACGAGAAAGAAGAGAGAGACCUUGCUUUUGAGAAAAUUGUCUGUGAAUCGGUAGACGAAAUUCUUGUGAGUAAUGACAUUGAAGAUGAUAUUGAUGACUGUUAUGAGACGUCUGAAAAUUCCGCUAGUGAAGAAGAACUAACUGAUGAUGAAGAUGAUAUUGAUGACUGUUAUGAGACGUCUGAAAAUUCCGCUAGUGAAGAAGAACUAACUGAUGAUGAAGGUAUCGCAGCUGAUUUGGAUUUCGAGCUGAGGAAAAUGAAAUAA
Molecule: messenger RNA, 813 nt
Organism: Belonocnema kinseyi
Lineage: Eukaryota; Metazoa; Arthropoda; Insecta; Hymenoptera; Cynipidae
Exons: 4
Coding region: 1-813 (270 amino acids)
Source: RefSeq, a predicted model, not a curated record